ACAGGAGCCGGCGGAGUUUGGCCAUUUAAAGAUCUGUCCAAUGAGGGACAGGAUCAGGACAGCGGACAGUGAAGAGGAAGACGCGAUGGACGUCCAUCUGUACUCCUCCAAUGAUGAGCCCAAGAUGAAGAGAGACUUUGACAAAAAGGUGUUUGUCAACAGGAGCCUGACUCUUGAAAGCAUCAAAUGCUAUGGUUUUGACAUGGACUACACUCUGGCAAUGUAUAAAUCCCCUGACUAUGAGAGCACAGGCUUUGAGCUCCUAAGGGACAGGAUGGUGUCUGUCGGAUAUCCUCAUGAGCUUCUGCGCUACACAUAUGAUCCAAGCUUCCCCACUCGGGGAGUGGUUGUGGACACCAGCUACGGGAACCUGUUGAAGGUAGACUCUAAUGGCAACAUCUUGGUUUGCUGUCAUGGUUUCCACUUCCUCAGAGAGGGAGAUGUUCAUUUCUACUACCCCAACAAGUUCAUCCAAAGAGAUGACACCGAACGCUUUUACAUCCUCAACACGCUCUUCAACCUCUCAGAGACGUACCUCUACGCCUGUCUGGUGGAUUUCUUCACCAGAUGCACCAGAUAUGCAAACCUGGAGAAAGGCUUCCAGCAUGGUGACCUGUUCAUGUCGUACAGGAGCAUGUUCCAGGAUGUCAGAAAAGCAAUGGACUUUAUUCACGACACAGGAGUCCUUAAGGAACAAACUAUCAAGAAUUUGGAGAAAUAUGUUGUGAAAGACCCAAACAUCCCUGUGCUCUUGACAAGAAUCAAGGAGGUGGCGAAGGUUUUUCUGGCCACAAACAGCGACUACAACUACACCGAGGUCAUCAUGAAGUACCUGCUGGAAGGAAACUCCAAACCUGGAGGUCCUAAAAAGCCCUGGCGCUCCUACUUUGAUCUCGUUGUCGUGGAUACCAGGAAGCCUCUGUUUUUUGCGGAUGGGACGGUGUUGAGACAAGUGGACACAAACACUGGAAAGCUCCGUAUCGGGACAUACACCGGUGACCUGCAGCACGGAACAGUUUAUUCUGGAGGCUCUUCAGAUAUUGUCAGUGAACUGCUGGACGUCAAAGGUAAAGACAUCCUUUAUGUUGGAGAUCACAUUUUUGGAGACAUCCUCAAGUCGAAGAAACGCCAAGGCUGGAAGACUUUCCUGGUUGUACCUGAGCUCACUAAGGAGCUGCAGGUGUGGGAGGAAAAGAAAAGUCACUUUGAGGAGCUGAAACGCCUCGAUGUUUUUUUAGCUGAACUUUACAAACAUUUGGACAGCGGCAGCAAAGAGUGUCCCGACAUCAGCGCCAUCAAGACAAGAAUGAAUGUUCUGGCCUACAGGAUGGAUAUCUCUUACGGUCAGAUGGGCAGCCUCCUGCGCAGCGGCUCCACUCAGACGCUGUUUGCCAGCCAGUUGAUUCGCUAUGCAGACCUGUACUCGUCCACCUGCAUCAACCUGCUGCACUACCCCUUUAAUUACCUCUUCAUGGCUCCUCCAGUGCUGAUGCCCCACGAGGUAGCAUCUCAAAUCUCUGCAGAAGUUUCCUCCUCAGACCAGAGCAAUCGCACGUUAACGUCAAACAAAAACUGAGGUCACUGUCAUGACGACAUUAAGGGGGUUUGCAGCUUCUUCUGGACUUUAUUGAAGAGACAGUUUGCAACUUUAAACGGAUGAUUUGUUGCAUCUGUUAAAGUUUCUUUUGCACCAUCAAGGCUCAUGAUGUGGAUUUAAAAGCAACAAAAACUUUAGGGUUACUUUGUAAAUAUGAGUGUUUUUCAUCGAGUGUCGCAAAAAGCGUUUUACUUUUAAAAAUGAUGAAUGGUUUUAGUGUUAAACUUGUUGUUAUUCAUAAUUAGUGGAACAUUUGUUCAAUUUAAUAUCACCAAAUCCCUCUUACUAUUUAUGUUUACUUUUAAACUUUAUUGUUCGUGGAUAAUUGCACUUGUGUGGCUUUUGCAAACGUGAAAUUUAGGUUGUUUUAAUCAGAAGCAAUUACAGAUGUUUCUGUUUCUGUAAAGACACUUCCUGUUAAGUUUUAUGCAAUAUAAAAAGCUUUUACAGUGUUGUAAUGAAUAAAAAAAUAGAUGAUGUGAUGAAAAAUAUCUAAUUCCUAAAUGUAAGACUUUGUUUUUCUGCAUUAAAUUCCUGCAGCUGUU
This is a messenger RNA of Nothobranchius furzeri (turquoise killifish), 2142 nucleotides long. It is a transcript of the gene nt5c2l1, whose product is annotated as 5'-nucleotidase, cytosolic II, like 1. The record is from RefSeq and is a predicted model, not a curated record. Lineage: Eukaryota; Metazoa; Chordata; Actinopteri; Cyprinodontiformes; Nothobranchiidae. Gene Ontology annotation, molecular function: 5'-nucleotidase activity.